Rhododendron vialii is the source of this 2808-nucleotide messenger RNA. Its product is annotated as probable L-type lectin-domain containing receptor kinase S.7. Gene Ontology annotation, molecular function: protein kinase activity; ATP binding; carbohydrate binding. Lineage: Eukaryota; Viridiplantae; Streptophyta; Magnoliopsida; Ericales; Ericaceae. Bases 457 to 2466 code for a protein of 669 amino acids. Gene Ontology annotation, cellular component: plasma membrane. The record is from RefSeq and is a predicted model, not a curated record. The transcript is spliced from 2 exons. Gene Ontology annotation, biological process: protein phosphorylation.
UUUUUUUUUUUUAUUGGUUUCUCACUCAAGAUAUUGUUUUUGCGGCUUAACAUGGGGGUCCCAACAUACCAAAUGGCAAAAAAGCCAAAAACCGAAAGAAAGCAUGUAACCGUUAUAAACCCAUGUUCUCCCCCAAAUAAAACCCACCCACGCGCCCAUUCCUCAACCGUUCGAACCCCAUUUUCCCACCACCACCACCGCCUCUCUCUCUCUCUCUCUAAACCCACGAACUCAACCACCUUCAAGAACUCCCCACAACUUCAAUUCCCACACUAACCUCUCCUUCUACACCACCCAUUGAUUCAAGAAAAUCUCUCUCUCCCUCUCUCUCUCUCUCUCUCUCUUCCCUAAACCCAUGAACUCAAACCACCUUCAAGAACUCCACAACACUUCAAUUCCCAAAAAAAACAUCGCUUUUCAGCACCGCCCAUUGAUUCAAGAAACUCAAGGAAAAAAAUGCAUCCAAGAAAGCUCCUUGUUUUCUCCCUCUUCUUCUCCAUCCUCUCCAACUUCCCACGCUCACCAUUACUACUGGUCCGCUCGGAGAAUCUCUCCUUCGACUUCCCGUCUCUCUCCCUCCGCAACCUCACCCUCCUCGGCGACUCCUACCUCCGCAACGGCGUCAUCGGGCUGACCCGAGAACUCACCGUCCCUUCCUCUAGCUCCGGAUCCGUCAUCUUCAACGACCCAAUUCCUUUUUACCAACCCGAGUCCAACACCACUUCAUCUUUCUCCACAAGAUUCUCCUUUUCCAUCACCAACAUCAACCCGGCGUCGUUCGGCGACGGGUUAACCUUCUUCCUGUCGCCGGAUAACCAGACUCUGGGUAGCUCCGGUGGGUACUUGGGUCUUGUCAAUUCGAGCCGAAUCACGAAAAACAAGUUCGUGGCAAUCGAAUUCGAUACGAAAAAAGAUGCCCAUUUUGAUGACCCGAAUGACAACCACGUUGGACUAGACAUCAAGAACCUAGUUUCAAUAGAGACAGCAAACCCUGAUUUGGAUCUCAAGAGUGGGGAGUUAAUCACUGCUUGGAUUGAUUACAAGAGUGGUUUACACAGGUUGAAUGUGUUCUUGAGUUAUUCAAGUUUCAAGCCAAAUUUCCCACUUUUGUCAGUUGAUAUUGAUCUCUCUGAUUAUCUUAAAGAUUAUGUCUUUGUGGGUUUUUCGGCUUCUACUGAAGGAAGCACAGAGCUUCACUUGAUUGAGAAUUGGAGCUUUCACACAUACGGGUUUCUCCCGACUUCGGGUCACAAUGUAUCAGAUAGUUCUGUGAUUGCGCCACCAAUUCCUGAUUCGCCCAAUAAGCAUCAUAGGAGGAUUGGAUUAGCACUCGGGAUCGCAGGGCCGGCCUUUUUCUGCGCUUUUCUGGUGAUUUUUGGGUGGGUUUCUGUUCGGAAAUGGAGAGGAGUCAGAAUGGAGAAGAGCUUCAAAGCAGAGCUUAUGACAGGGCCAAGACAGUUCAAUUACAGAGACUUGAAGUUAGCCACAAGGGGGUUCCAUUCGGGCCGGGUCGUGGGCCGGGGAGCGUUUGGCACCGUUUAUAAAGCCUGUUUUCAGGAUUCGGAUACUGUCUUUGCAGUGAAGAGAUCAAAACAUAAUAACCAUGAAGGAAAAACAGAAUUCAUCGCGGAAUUGUCGAUUAUUGCUUGUUUGAGGCACAAGAACUUGGUUCAGCUCCAAGGCUGGUGUGUUGAGAAGGGAGAAUUGCUACUUGUUUACGAGUUUAUGCCCAAUGGGAGUCUUGAUAAAGUCCUGUACCCAGAAACUGACCAGGGCAAUCCCCUUACAUGGCUACAUAGAUACAAUAUUGCAGUUGGGUUGGCCUCUGUAUUGACAUACCUGCAUCAAGAAUGUGAGCAGCAAGUGAUACACAGAGACAUAAAGACUAGCAACAUAAUGCUAGAUGCGAGUUUCAACCCGAGGCUCGGCGAUUUUGGAUUGGCCAGGCUUAUGGAUCAUGAUAAGAGCCCUGUUUCAACACUGACCGCUGGAACUAUGGGGUACUUAGCUCCUGAGUAUCUUCAGUACGGAAAAGCAACAGAGAAAACUGAUGUUUUCAGCUACGGAGUGGUGAUUCUUGAAGUGGCAUGCGGAAAAAGGCCGAUCGAUAGGGAAAUUUGUAGCCAAAGGAUGGUGAAUUUGGUUGAUUGGGUUUGGGGGUUGUAUUCUGAAGGGAAGGUGAUUGAGGCGGCGGAUGAGAGGCUUAAGGGGGAGUUCGAGGCAGGGAACAUGGAGAAGCUUUUGCUUCUGGGUUUGAGCUGCGCGAAUCCGGACAGCUUGGCGAGGCCUUCUAUGAGGAAGGUUUUGCAGAUUUUGAACAAUAAGGCUGAGGUGGUUGUUGUGCCAAAAUUGAAGCCGAGUCUCAGUUUCUCCUGUGGAGUAUCAUUGAGUCUUGAAGACAUCGUUGCAGACGUGGAAGAGGAAAUUCAGACACCGGGGCCCAUGUAUGAGAUCAAACUUGGGUGAAAUAGGAAUAGCAGUGGUCAUGUUUCCUUUUGAUACUAAUGUAGAGUUUGAUUCUUCUCAUUCUUCUGUUUUUCUUUUUGUUGUUCAUAGGGAGAAAUAGUGUUUGUUGUUUUUCAGUUCUGUUCAGCAGUGUCUAGAUGAAAUAAGUUCAUCGGCCCGAGUUCAAAGCAAAUUCACAUUGAACUGUUUGGUUUUCUGCUGUAAUGCUGAGGACUAAACGGCUAUUGAUCUGGUCUUCCACUAUAGUGUACCUAAUCUACAAAAUUUUGGCCUGUUUUUGCUUCUUUAUUGCAUCUUAAUCUCAUGGGGGAAGAAGAAAGUUGAUGUCAUGUUUCCUGUUUA